UGGGUUGAGGUGUCUGUGUGUAUCAGUCAGGAUAGAUCGAUGGUGUCAUUGUGUCAGUGACACUAGGAAGAUCAGUAGCACUCCGGCUCUGGUGCUUGAGGGAGGUACACCCUCCACACUUCACCUUAUCAGCUUAAAACACGGAUAUUAAGAGUAACAUUUGUUUUAAUAUUUUACAUUUGCAAAUAUAAGUGGUUGUCAAACAUUGCCAUAUACAGGAAACUUAUUUAACAGGAUGCAUUCAAGAAAAUUUAUUGUUAAAGGUUGUCAGUCUGUCAACACCCUUAAGAAAUACUCCGUAAGUGACAGAGGAAUCUUGGAUAAACGAGUGAAGAGUAAUCCACGUUAUACUGGUGUCCGCUCUCGUACAGACACUGGCUUCAACACUCAGCGACGACAAGAACUAGAACACGAGAUACGAAAGUAUUAUAAAGUUAGAAAUGACGAAGUUUUCCGGCGCAUCUCCCUGGCAGACAUGUUGCAACUGAUGGUGGCACAUGCAGAAGAUGUUGAAGCCAUUGAAUGCAUUACUUGUGAAAGUGAAGUUGACAACAAUGAGGCAGAAGUUCCUCUCAAGUAUAGAGAUGAAGUUGAUUGUGUGGUUCAUAAAAUGGAUCAACUUGAGGUGGACAGCAAAACAAACAUCCCACAGUGUCCCUAUGUCAUGAUUGAUGUCCGUCCACAAGGUGAAUUCAAAACAUGUCAUCUCGCUACUGCUGUGUCCCACCCACACUCUCGCUUAUCCAGAGCUGUAGGCUGGGAAUGUCCAGAACUUCUAAUAUACAAGAACCAUCCAGAGUUCAUCAUCAUUGUUUAUGAUGAAGGAGAGGACCUGGCCCCUGAGGUUGCAGCUACUCUACAGCACCGUGGGUACGGUAACGUCUUCAUGCUCAGUGGUGGUCUCCGCCUCGCUAAAGAUAAGUUUGGCUUUCCAUUAGUCACUGAAAAUACUGCAGGUAGCCUCAGUUUUCAGGUUGUUGAUGCGAUAUCUCAACAAUUGUCAAAUACUGUGUUGCCGCCCCUGAGCAUGGCAGAUGCAUCAGAGUGGUGGGCAGCUGCCUCCAAGUUACCUAACUCUGCUACGGACUCUGGCAUCACCCACACAACUCCCUCCACUGGUCGCCAAACAACCAGAUCACAGAUUAAAGACAAAGAUGGUCAACCAGCCAGACCCUGGCGAUAAUUUUCCUUUGUUAUGAGGAAUCCCACUCUGUGAAAUAAUUGUUCAUUGUUUUUUACAGAUUUAAAUGAAGGUAAUGUUAAAAUUUAUUUUUGAACUUUGUUAGUUUAUGGGUUUAGAUGAUUUACCAUUAUGAACUAUUUAUUAUGGGAUGUUAUUUAUGGAGUACAUUUUUUUGUUUUGUCUUGGCUUUUAUCCACAAAAUUUUUAUAAUUGGUUUUAUUAUGGUUGAUAAUUUUUUUUAUUGUUUGACUUGAACUAUUUUAGGGUAGUUAUUGUCUUUUUUGUAAACAAAGUAAUCACAAAAUUGUUUUUGCAAGGUUUUGUGGAUUCUUAUUUUGAAAUGAAAAAGAAAUGGCCUCUCUCUCCAGUGUAAAAGUUAGGUCUCUGUAACAUGGGUGAAGGAACAAGUCAUUAUUUCACCGUUUGUUUAAUUAGCUCAGUAACUUCUUGGUUAAAUGUCUAAAAACUGUUGCACACACACACAUAUUGCUGAAAAAAUAAUGUUGCUGUGCAUGUUGCACAAUAAUAUAAUUGCUGGUACAAGCUAAAAAAUUAUGCUCAAAUUUAGGUACCGGAUGCCAUGGUGUGUGCGUGCGUGAGUGCGUGCGUGCGUGCGUGCGUGCGUGCAAGAAGUUAGGAGUUCACUUUGGUGUUCAUGGUUCAAUGCUUCCAGUCAUUACAGUCUCAGGUGGUAGUCACUAUUACCAGUGAGUGUCCAGCCCAAGGUGCCAGAAGAGGUCCAGUUACAACAUAAGUACAGUACAGUACAGGAUUAACUUUAUUGUAUAACUUAACUUUAGUUCCUGUACUGUACUGUAUUCCAACAAUAUUUAUAGACUAAAUUAUACUUUAUAUUUAUGACAUGGCUAAACCUCUCGGUGAGGAAGCUCCAAGAGGUGUUCAUUUGGCUUAUUAUAAACCAGUAUCCUAUGAAGGAAGCUCCAAAUCUCAAUCGUUACAAAGUUAUCGCGUCACUAUUUAACACAUCUACUACCCCAGUCUUUGCUGAUGGACUC
This is a messenger RNA of Homarus americanus (American lobster), 2199 nucleotides long. Its product is annotated as centrosomal protein of 41 kDa-like. The coding region runs from base 236 to 1183 and encodes 315 amino acids. The record is from RefSeq and is a predicted model, not a curated record. The transcript is spliced from 4 exons. Lineage: Eukaryota; Metazoa; Arthropoda; Malacostraca; Decapoda; Nephropidae. Gene Ontology annotation, biological process: cilium assembly; protein polyglutamylation. Gene Ontology annotation, cellular component: ciliary basal body.